Aphanomyces astaci is the source of this 1739-nucleotide messenger RNA. RefSeq lists its product as hypothetical. The transcript has 3 exons. Lineage: Eukaryota; Oomycota; Saprolegniomycetes; Saprolegniales; Verrucalvaceae. Gene Ontology annotation, biological process: nucleobase-containing compound metabolic process. Bases 16 to 1053 code for a protein of 345 amino acids. Gene Ontology annotation, cellular component: cytoplasm; nucleus. The record is from RefSeq and is a predicted model, not a curated record. Gene Ontology annotation, molecular function: nucleic acid binding; 3'-5' exonuclease activity.
ACCGAGUUGAACAACAUGAAGUCGGCGAUGGUCCCUCGUGGCUUCCGCCGCUUCUCCAGCCGACGGUCGUCUGGCCGACGGCAAGGCAAUGCGUACGAAGAUGACGGCAUCUCAUUGAACUCGCAGUUUGGCAAGAAGACCUUGAAUCGCAUGAAUGCACACCUCGCCGCUUUCGAAGACAAGCAGCGCGGCGGUCCGCGAGAACCUUCGGCGCGGGAAGUGAAACGGUGGGAGAAGAUCAUGGCCAAGAAGAGCGAGCGUACGUUGACGCCAGAGUACCUCGCGCAGCCCAUCUUCCGACCGAACAGUGCUGCGCUGCUACACUUCGGCGACAAGUCCAUGGUGGAUUACGAAGACAAGGUACCCGUAGGCGUCUUCCCUGGGGCGAUCCAUGUCGUGUCGACGGCGGAAGAGGAGCUGCAGCAUCGUGCGGCACUGGAAAGCAUGCGUGUGGUGGGCAUCGACUGCGAGACCAAGCCGAGUUUGUUUCGGAACUACGCGAGCAGCCCCAUUGCGUUGGUGCAGCUGGCGAGCCACGACACGGCGUUGCUGUACCGCGUACGAUGGAGUGGCGCGUGGAAUCCCAACCUGACGUUUCCCGGGCUACAGCACGUCCUAGCCAACAAGGACACGAUCAAGGUCGGCCACGGAUGUGCGUUCGACUUCAAAUCGCUGCGCGAGUGCCGCGUGGCGUCGCAUGUGGUCAACACAGUCGACACAUUGCCAGUAGCUACCAAGAUCGGAUGUCUGAAGCCCAACCUCCGGGCCCUCGGGAUGAUCUGGCAGCAUCUCCAGAUCUCCAAAGCCAUGCAAACAUCCAACUGGGAGGCGCCGUUGCUCACGAACGACCAGGUCGAGUACGCCGCCACCGACGCGUGGCUGGCUCGCCAAGUCAUGCUGGGGCUGAUGCAAUUUGCCCCAUCGCGGCCAUACUUGACCGCAGUGCAUUACACCGACAGCCGCCAGGGUGACGACAACCUCAUGGGGUCUUCCAACGACGAGAUCGUCGCACAGUUGCUGGAGGUGGCUCAACUCGAGCAACAUCGCUUAUAAAUAUACUUAGUAGAAUCACACGUCUAGAUACUCGACCACAUACUCUUCUUCUUCUUCUUCGCUGUCUUCUUGUUGUUUUAGCGUGAGGGGGGGAGUCAAAUAAGAUGUGGGGAACCAUCCUUGUUGGCCAUUCGACAGGUCCAGCCCCAACGUCCAUCCAUUUUCAUCGUCGGCAGUCACGACGGCGACUCGAUCGCCUCUCUGCACCUUCAGCCCCCCCCCGUCGUCGUCCUCCUUGGAAGACGUCCAUGUCGCUACCACCAUCGGCAGCCACUCGACGUACGUACACGGGAACCAUCCGUCCGCUUCCCCCCUCUCAACGACAAGGCGGCCGCGCCACCAUCCGUCCGGCGGGGCCUCCAGCACCAAAACCAGGUCCUGAUCCGUCAGACGCAGCUCUCCGUCCGUCGUGGGCUCGUACUCUCCCAGUGCCCGCACCACCCCCAGCCCAGUCUCCGCACUUGGUCCGUCCACCCACUCGACGUAUGUGCAGGGGAACCAGCCGUCGCCGCCGCCGCGACUGUCGGUGCCGAGCCACCAUCCACUCUCGUCCAUGUCCUUGACUACCAGUAGGUCGUUCACGGCCAAACUGAGCUCCGUGUCGUCUGCCGCGAUGUAGUCGGCCACUACUCGCACCGUGCGCCAAGGUGGGCAUUCGGGGUUUCGGGGUUUCGGAGUUUCGGGGU